CUAAUUCCCAUAACCCCACAAGGCGCAAGUUCGACGUCGCAACGUACUAGUGCAACGGGAAGUAUCGAACUACCGUCGAUUCCAUGCCACUUCAAGGUUCUAGAGCUUUCGAAGGCGAAACCUUCCUCUACCACUCUCAUCAUUAUCGCCAUCGUUGCAUACAUACUUAAAUCCUGGGACACUCAAACGAGAACUCAUAUUUCAACGUAGGCGUAGGUGUAACGAUUUCAUCAGGUUUGCAAACAACUCGAGCCAAGUGGCAUCAUGGCCACUGAUGACCCGUCCGAUAACCCUUUUAUCCGUUUCAGAAAGCACAUUGAUACCAACAUUCAACGAGGAUUUCAUACUGUCUUCGGAUCAUCAACAGCUACGGUGACAAAGACCAACAACAACAUGUCGACCGACAAUUCAAAGUCGGAGAACUCCACACCAUAUUCAGAAAUGCCGGAUCACGAUAAAAGGAGUGCCAGUACGAGUGCUAGUACGAGUGCCGACGAUGUUCUUUCUUGGGCUGUUUCAUCUCCUUAUUCUCCAGCGAAUCUCCAGUCUUUGCCACAACCGCGUCCGAACGACGCACCUCGAGAUUACCCAGAUUGCUUUACCUUCCGAGAUUCAUUUGAAGACCUCUUGAGGGCAAGCGAUCAGCGGCCGCUCUCUGAUCUGCGGAGGCUUGUGUUCGCUAAACAGUUCGAACAUUUCAAAUACUCCCCGUGGGGCAUGCCCGUCGAGGACUGGGUGAAUAGCAUCGGACGACGAGGCCUUUGGGACACCUACUUUCCGCUUUCUUCGUCGGCCAAGCGUGAAUUAUCUUACGGCUUAGUGUCGCCCUGGAUAUUCCAGACUCAGGAAAAGACCUUCAACCAACCCCAUAUCUUCACAUGGUCGAGCGUUACUUUUCCACGUUGGGAAUAUCACUUCCCACGAUCUGACCACGAUUGGACUGGAUACAGUGAGCCACCAUCUAAACAUGAAGUCGAAACGGCCCAGUAUCAGGAAGCAGAUACAGAAGAAGCCCUGUAUACAAACACCCCAUCCAAAUUUACUACAAGUAGCCGAGCAGGAACAGACGUUUCUCGAGCAGAACCAGUGAAUACUAAACUCGGAUUAACUUGGGAGCCCGAUUCCUCAGAUUCCUCAGAUUCCGCAACAGCGCCAGUUUCUCAAACAAUAGAAACUCCUGAUGGCGGCAAGAUCCUAAAAACAGUUCAGCAACGCACUCACGGCGGUGGGACCAAAACGACGACAACCACACGACAAUUUGAUGCGGAUGGCAAUUUGAUAGCACAAGGCGAAGAAACUAGUUGGUCGUGGUCACGCACAUUCCCAAAUACGGCCUCGUCAUUCAACGAGGGAAAAGCAGGUUCUAGCGCUGAAGCUACAACGUCGUCUUCCGUGGGCGGCGAGGCAAGUAUUCGAGGGAGUGGAAAGGUCAACGGCUGGUUCUGGACAAGAUGACGUACACACGUAACUAUACAUCUCUGCAGGCAGUAUGUUUGAAUGUUAUUCACGGUCUCCUUUAUCUUGAAUAAGGGCAUUUCCAUGUGCCGAGUAAGAUGUCAUCCGGCUCCUCCAGGUACCACAACAUGCCUAUCC
Molecule: messenger RNA, 1593 nt
Organism: Annulohypoxylon truncatum
Lineage: Eukaryota; Fungi; Ascomycota; Sordariomycetes; Xylariales; Hypoxylaceae
Exons: 1
Coding region: 265-1455 (396 amino acids)
Source: RefSeq, a predicted model, not a curated record